Molecule: messenger RNA, 1531 nt
Organism: Homalodisca vitripennis (glassy-winged sharpshooter)
Lineage: Eukaryota; Metazoa; Arthropoda; Insecta; Hemiptera; Cicadellidae
Gene: Dpck
Product: dephospho-CoA kinase domain-containing protein
Exons: 4
Coding region: 375-1079 (234 amino acids)
Biological process (GO): coenzyme A biosynthetic process
Molecular function (GO): ATP binding; dephospho-CoA kinase activity
Source: RefSeq, a predicted model, not a curated record
UCUGGUCUUACUGAUUACGUUCGUAGAUUAGACGUCGUUGACUUGCACUUAAAUAUUUACUAGUGAAUAGGGUAUAAAAAAGUUACAGAGCAUUUGUAUCUUUUCUUAUCUUUUAUCUCGGUCAAUAUUCUAACUUGGUUGAACUUAGUGUGAUAAUAUUGUUGUGUUCAAGUAAGACUAUUAUUAAUUAGGUAUUAUGAAGGAAUGCAAUGGAAGUUUGAGGCAUAUAAUUCAUUACUUUUACAAACCCUAACAACUUUUUGUUGUACUUUUCUUUUUACAAACAUAUAAUAUCUUAUCAGUUUAAAUCCUGCAGUUAUUUGAUUAUAUUAAUAUUUCCAAGAGAAACCAAGGGAUUUCCAAAGUUUGAAACCAUGUUUAUUGUGGGUCUAACAGGAGGUAUAGCUACUGGAAAAACUACAGUGAGUGAAAUGUUUCAAGAAUAUGGCAUUCCAGUUAUCGAUGCAGAUAAAAUGGCAAGACAGAUUGUAGAACCUGGUAGAACAGCAUGGAAGAAAAUAAAGAAAGAAUUUGGUGAUGAAGUGUUUUAUCCAUCAGGCGAACUAAAUAGAGACAUAUUAGGUGAAAUCAUAUUUGAUGACGUCAAUAAAAGAAGAACCCUAAAUGAAAUUACUCAUCCAGAAAUUUAUAAAGAGAUGUUCUGGGCAGCAGUUAGAUGUUUUUUUCAAGGUCAUCAGUUUGUUGUCAUGGACCUUCCGUUAUUAUUUGAAACAGGCAGUAUGAUUGAGUAUCUUUAUAAAAUAAUUGUAGUUACCUGCGAAGAAGAUAUCCAACUUGUAAGGGUUAUAGAGAGAGGAAAUCUGACUGAAACUCGUGCCAAGAAAAGAAUUGGUGCUCAGAUGGGAUUGGAUUUAAAAUGUUCAAAAGCCCACUACGUAAUAGAAAAUUCAGGGAGUAUAGAAGACACAAGGGACCAAGUAACAAAGGUAGUGGCAGCUCUCAAGAGCAGCAACCAUCACUGGAAGCUAAGAUUGAUUGCUGGACUGUUCUGCUCAGGUGUUGUGUCUUUGUUAAUCUGGCUUGGCACAAAAUUCUAUCAGAAUAGAAUAAUGUCAUAACAAAACACAUGUAGUGUAAGUUCUGACUUAUGACUGUUCCAAUUUCAUGAUUCUAAAUUAACUAACAUUGGAGAAAUUACUUAGGUAUUUUGUACUUUUUUUAAUAACAUUUUAAAGAAUACUAAAGUCAGUGGAAUUUAACCCUAGGGUUGUAAUUAUUUGUAGACACUGAUUAAUUUAAUUUCACAAUUCACUGACAAAUACUUUACUGGAAUGGUUCUAUUCUUUUACAGCAUCAUGCAGCCAUUCAAUGUGAAAUGUGUGUUUUUUUAUUAAUUUUUGCUGUUUUCAAAGUGUUAUAUAAUCUGAGAGGCAUUAUGAAUAGUGCAAGUGCAGUUUUUACCAAUGUAUACAUUAUGGCUUGUCUAGAAAACCUUAUGAUAUUUAUCUAAUAGAAAAUUAAUUAUAUGUAUAUGCUUGUAAAAUAUUAAAUAAAUAAAAGUAAAUGUCUA